This is a messenger RNA of Macrobrachium nipponense, 2457 nucleotides long. Its product is annotated as zinc metalloproteinase nas-4-like. The transcript has 11 exons. Gene Ontology annotation, molecular function: zinc ion binding; metalloendopeptidase activity. Gene Ontology annotation, biological process: proteolysis. NCBI's taxonomy places the organism in Eukaryota, Metazoa, Arthropoda, Malacostraca, Decapoda, Palaemonidae. The record is from RefSeq and is a predicted model, not a curated record. Bases 645 to 1874 code for a protein of 409 amino acids.
CAAACAGGGAAGAGCGGCGCUUCGUAGAACGUUAUUUGUUUCUUUCCUGAUUUUGAUUUCCGGUAUUGCAAGUUAAAAUCACUCGUCAUUGUAAUCAGAUAUAAUUCCGGAGAGAGAGAGAGAGAGAGAGAGAGAGAGAGAGAGAGAGAGAGAGAGAGAGAGAGAGGAAAUCAUCACCGUGAUAUAAACACUACCCCCACCUGCCGACCGUCAUAUUUACUCCGAAUCGACGUGGGUCAGAAGCGCGGGAGAUUUCGCCACUCCAAAUGCGCCCUAUAUGCGUUCAGUGACGGGCAAAGAACUCAUUGGAACACAUACAGACCUUAGUGCAACACUUACGUACAUCACUCCUGCGCCGUAGGGGGCCACAUAACAGAACAUUAUUCAGUUGUUGUUUUUCUUUUCAUCGAAGUGUAUCGCUGAAUUCGAAGGCACCAGAAACAUCAAGACUAUUUAUCGGGUUUAUUGACCUAUAUCCGGGUGCUGAGAAGAGAGGUUCCGCCCGCCCCUGCAUACUCAGGAAAGAAGAAAGCAAGGAACAAGUGCCUACCUAGUCUGUGACGCAUUUGCGGCUUUUUGUGUCUGAGUUAGCUGUACUAUUUCCGCGGUCAUUGGAAUACAACCGAGCUCCGGCCUUCAUCGGAAUGUCGAGCAUCUUGACAUACUUAUGGGUGGCGGCGUGUUUCGCGAGCCACUGCGCGCAUUGCUCUAUAGCGCGAUCCUCCGACCCAAACCUCCAGAUCUUCGGCGAACCUCAGUUGGAUCCGAGUGCCUUCGUCGACGUUCCUAUGGGAAACGUCGAUACGAUGGAGAAUGACAUCCCUGGUGAUCCGAUUGGAGCCCAUGACUUUGAAAUUGCCGUUCACAUGUCUCACCCUUCGCUGGACACCAAACACCAAGCUGACCCCAUCGAGCUGGCAGGUCUCUACCAGGGAGACAUCAUCCUGAAUAUGAACGACUCCAUCAGCAACGAUGGGAUGGGAGGUCCCGCAAAUAUUAGAAACGCUGUUGUCGAGAUGAGCAAAUUGUGGCCGAAGGGCAUUAUUCCCUACGUCGUGUCUUCUUCAUACAAUAAUUUCGAGCGAGCAACCAUAGCCAUGGCUCUAAAGGAAUACCAAGGGCAAACCUGCCUCAAAUUUGUGCCCAGGACAGUCGAAAGAGACUACAUUCACAUACUCAAGGGCGAUGGGUGCUCUAGCUCCGUGGGACGCCAAGGCGGUGCCCAGAAGGUUUCUCUAGGGCCCGGUUGCCUGUACGUGGGCAUCGUCAUGCACGAACUGAUGCACGCGGCCGGGUUCUGGCACGAGCAGUCACGCGGGGAUCGCGACAACUACAUCACGAUCAACAGACCCAACAUCCAAGAUGGAAUGUGGUACAACUUCGAGAAAUCUUCUUGGGAUAAAAUACAAACUCUGGGAGUGGAGUACGACCUCGGUUCUAUAAUGCAUUAUGGGCCCUACGCAUUUGCCAAAGAUCGCACGCGUCCUACUAUCAUUCCUCGAGUCACAGGAGCUGAAAUCGGCCAGAGAAGGGGCUUCUCCAAGAAGGAUAUUCAGAAACUUCAGCUACUAUAUAACUGCUCAAACACUACAGCAGAGGAAAACACAUUGAAUGAGACUCUCACCACAAUUGUCCCAGAGGUUUGUAAGGACAGCAACAAGUUCUGCAAGACGUGGGCCGGCACAGGCGAGUGCGAGAAUAAUCCAGUCUGGAUGGGAGCCAACUGCAAGAAGGCCUGCAACUUAUGCGAAACUGUUGCAACUGCCUGCGAAGACAAACACAGAUACUGUAAGUCAUGGGCCAAAUCAGGAGAAUGUCAAGCGAACCCUGCUUACAUGCGGAGAUACUGCAAGAAAUCCUGUAAAAAGUGUUAAUUCAUGUCAAGUUUCCCUGUCUUGACUGAACCCUCUGUGAAAACGAAAGCUGAAACUCUUCCUCAUUAAAAUUUGUCCUUGGAUCACUAUUAACGAGUGUCACACUUUUCUUUUUUCAUCAUGAUGGGGAUGCAAACAAAUUUGCUGAUUGUAAAGAAUUUGUCAAUUUCUUAGCAUAUGAGAGACGGGGAAAAGGGUUUGGCGUAACAGUAAAUGUAAGUCUUUGUAGGAUAUCCCUUCUUUUGACCUACCUAAUGCAUCUACCUCACUUCAUCCAAUUCCAUCAUUGUCUUUUCCUUCUACUGGUAAGAAAAGCAUAUAACAAACGAGCCUGAGCUGUCAUGAUUUGGCAUGACUUUUAGAGAACAACAACAUAAAAUAGCUGACUACUGUAACUGCAGUGGAAACUGUUGCGCAAGAUUUUUUAACUCCAUACGCAUUUCUGAGAAACAUUAAACCAUUGUUUUUUGCCUUUGUUUAGGUAGCAAUUGAUACAAGCCAAACGAAUACAAACCUAAUGAAAGCACGGAAUUUGAUUGCUGAGAAAACUGGGAAGUAGUAGUUUAUGUGUCAUAAACAGGAA